This is a messenger RNA of Scatophagus argus, 1556 nucleotides long. RefSeq names its product TAF11 RNA polymerase II, TATA box binding protein (TBP)-associated factor (gene taf11). The coding region runs from base 298 to 918 and encodes 206 amino acids. The transcript has 6 exons. NCBI's taxonomy places the organism in Eukaryota, Metazoa, Chordata, Actinopteri, Scatophagidae. The record is from RefSeq and is a predicted model, not a curated record. Gene Ontology annotation, molecular function: protein heterodimerization activity; transcription coactivator activity. Gene Ontology annotation, cellular component: nucleus; transcription factor TFIID complex. Gene Ontology annotation, biological process: RNA polymerase II preinitiation complex assembly; transcription initiation at RNA polymerase II promoter.
GUUUGUUCAAAAGAGGAAACGGAAACACGAGCACUACCAAUAAGCCUGUAAAAUUAGCAUUUGAUGCUAUCAUUUAUCUUCGACUCUAGCUGCUUGAUUUGAAAUCAUUAUAAGUGCGGUAAUGCUAGUGUUUUGUGUUAGCUGCCUUGCUGGCUAUAGUUAAAUACUAAACCGUCGCUAACCAGGUAAGGUUAGCAUACCUCCGCCGUUAGCUUGGCUUUUGCUGCUGUUUUGUUGACACCUAGCUGCAGAGAAGAAUCCGAAGCUGUUCGCCAGUGUAAGAGGGACUGAGUGAUUAUGGCUGACCCUGCGAGGAUCAAAGCUGAUGGUGUACCUGAAAGACCAACGUCUGCUAGCGAGGAGCAUCCUGACGUUACACCGGAGGAAACUGAAGAAGUGCCAUCCACAUCGAAACCAGAUGAAAACAAAGAGUCGUCCUCGCAAGAGCAGCCCAAACAGGAGCUUAAACCCGAAAUAGCAGGAGGGGAAGAUGAGGAAGAAGGAACGUCCGGCCAACCUCCUUCCAAAAGACUGAAGGUGGAACCAGAGAAGAAAAAGGAGAAGCGCCACAAGGUUGAUGAGGAUGAAAUACAAAAGAUGCAGGUAUUGGUGUCGUCAUUUUCUGAGGAGCAGCUGAAUCGCUAUGAGAUGUACAGACGUUCUGCCUUCCCUAAGGCUGCUAUUAAGAGGCUGAUCCAGUCCAUAACAGGAUCAUCGGUGUCCCAGAACGUGGUGAUUGCCAUGUCUGGUAUUUCCAAAGUGUUUGCUGGGGAAAUUGUUGAGGAAGCAUUAGAUGUCUGUGAGAAGUGGGGAGAUACACCACCACUACAGCCCAAGCAUAUGAGGGAAGCAGUGAGGAGGCUGAAGAGCAGAGAUCAAAUUCCAAACUCCAAGUACAAGCACAUCCUCUUUCACUGAGGCACCUGUGCUUUCAGUUGUAUUGGGACUGCAGACGACUCAAAAGUGGUGCCAUUGUCUCUGAAAACUUUGUAGUGAUGUCUCUGUAGGCAUACUGCAGGUAAAUAGACACUGAUUGUUCUGUCGUAACAAAGCAGCCUCAAAGUCGGAGACUUCUGUGUUACAGAAUGGUCAGUUGUUAACAUGAAUGCUUCAUGCAACACACAAUUCAACUUGUGUAAAAUUGUGUUCAUGUAUUAAGGUUGUAAAUAACAGUGUGUUUUAUACUCUUCAAAUGUUUCAAUCUUCUUCCUCAGUCAGUUUAAAGAAUCAGAGAAGUUUGGAUGAAGGCUUUUUUUUUUUGGAAGUUCAGUGUGAGUGAGUGUUUAAAUCAUGAGUGUAUGCAUUUCGUUUCUUCUCAUAGCUCACAAGCACACAUAAAGUAUUGAUUUCAUCCAAAUGUUUUGGUGCUUUUUGAAAUUGUAAAAUCCUAAGGUUUUAUCACUGGAUGACUUGAGAAUUGGUUUAAGGUUAUAAUUAUAUGCAACUUAGUUGGAUUAACAUGAAAAAGUUUCAGGCAAAAUUUGUCUCAUCAUCGAGGUCCUCUGUGAAUUAAUUUAGUUUGCCUGGCAAUAUGAAAAUAAAGAACUGUGUUUCAA